AUGCUCAUGCUAUGCAAAGCACACCGCAGCGCAUGCCAAAUCGUGGCACCCAGGCCAGAACCCAGAGAUCUCGAGUUUGUCCUAGGCCUCGCAAGGCCGAAGCACCGGUGGAGCCGUUUCAAUGCGAAUGGAAUGAUUGUCAAUCCAAAAAAUCGUUUGGUCGGUUACAUGUCCUUUGGCGACAUAUCGAGACGCAGCAUCUCUUCCCCGGCGCUUAUAAGUGCCACAGAGAAGGAUGCGGUAGAUCCUUUAAUCGCAAGGAUAAUUUGGGAGAACAUGCUCUUCGAGUUCAUGGGGAAAGAAAGGCUUGAAUGCAGGCUGUGA
Penicillium vulpinum is the source of this 324-nucleotide messenger RNA. RefSeq lists its product as uncharacterized. Bases 1 to 324 code for a protein of 107 amino acids. The record is from RefSeq and is a predicted model, not a curated record. The transcript has 2 exons. NCBI's taxonomy places the organism in Eukaryota, Fungi, Ascomycota, Eurotiomycetes, Eurotiales, Aspergillaceae.